Messenger RNA from Xenopus tropicalis (tropical clawed frog), 1729 nucleotides. It is a transcript of the gene hoxa6, whose product is annotated as homeobox A6. The record is from RefSeq and is a predicted model, not a curated record. Gene Ontology annotation, molecular function: DNA-binding transcription factor activity, RNA polymerase II-specific; DNA binding; DNA-binding transcription factor activity. Gene Ontology annotation, cellular component: nucleus. The transcript has 2 exons. NCBI's taxonomy places the organism in Eukaryota, Metazoa, Chordata, Amphibia, Anura, Pipidae. Gene Ontology annotation, biological process: regulation of DNA-templated transcription. Bases 280 to 993 code for a protein of 237 amino acids.
UUCCCAAGUGCCCUCCCUGCAAUGGGAACAGUACAUGAUUGGUACAUGGAUGUGCUGGGAAGCUGCGUGCAAUUUGGAAGUUUGCUGGCUCAGACCCCAGUCCCAGGGGAGCGCCACAAUCGCAUCUUCCUAUUGGCUAGUGAGGGAUCAGCUGCUCAGAUUUGCCUCUGUCGCUUUUGGCUCUCGGCCAUCCAGAAACAAACCAGUUGGAUGAGUGCUAAUAGUUAUAGGCAGAUGUACUAAUACACAACAAAUCACGGAACUGGAGAGUGAGAGCAAAUGAGUUCGUACUUUGUGAAUAGCACUUUCCCUGGGACUCUGCCCAAUGGACAAGAGGCGUUUGUGGGGCAGAUCCCCCUCUACUCAUCUGGCUAUGAAGCUUUAAGGCAUUUUCCGGGCGCUUAUGGGUCACCUCCUGUGCAGGACAAGCCCUACCCCUCACCCUGUUUCUACCAGCAGUCCAACACCCUUAUUGCCUGCAAUGGAAACUCUUAUGAGUAUGGGGCAUCCUGCUUCUACUCGGGCAAGGAGAGCAGCGGCAGCCCGUCCUCAUAUGGGACUAAACACAGAGGGGACAGUGGGGAAUAUCUACAUUUCUCCGCCGAUCAGCAGCAAUAUAAAUCUGCCAGUGCCCAAGGCAAGAUGCUACAUGAGGAACCCACCGACCGGAAGUACAGCAGCCCUGUCUAUCCCUGGAUGCAGAGGGUCAACUCUUGUACUGGUCCAGUGUAUGGUGCCCAUGGCAGGAGAGGGAGGCAGACCUACACCAGGUUCCAGACUUUAGAACUAGAGAAAGAAUUUCAUUUUAACAGAUACCUGACUAGGAGGAGAAGGAUUGAAAUUGCUAAUGCCCUUUGCCUCACGGAAAGACAGAUCAAAAUAUGGUUUCAAAACAGAAGGAUGAAAUGGAAGAAAGAAAGCAAACUCCUGCUCCCAUCCCACCCCAGCGACGACCCCUCAGAAGGCAAACAGGAGGAGAAAAGCACCACCUAAAGACACGUGUCGGGCCUCCUUCUAUUCAGUCUGGAUCUCGGAUGCCCUUUUAUAUAUAUGACAGAUAUAAAUAAGAAUUCAUCAUUGCGCUAUUUAUACACAGAAGCUGGGAAAUUCCAUAUACUGACGCUCACUAGUUAAUAAAAAUAUGUGCGUGUAUAUAUAUAUAUAUAUAUUUAUAUAUAUACAUACACACACUCACGCUACAGCUAAAUAGUUUUGUGUUAGAGCAAAGGCUGUAUUUUUCAUUUUCGGUGAGCAGCCUGACUCUAAUUUUGCCAGCUACACUCCCCUAUGCAGGGGUCUGCGCCAUAUCUAUUAUAUUUGACUUGCUGCUGCAAUGCCCAUAGUCGUAUAGUGGCACUUAACAUGGGGAAGACAAAAGAAAAAAAAAAACAACGGAAAUCCUAAUUUCCUUUCCAUUGCCCGAAACAAUGUGAAUAUCAGCUCUUUCUUUGUAAAAUGCAACCGAACAGUCGCAGACAAAGGUUUCCAGUGCUGCGCUUGGUGAUUUCUUAAAUACCAGGAUCUUCAUUUUCACUGUACAAGAAACUAGAAAUCUUAUCCCUCCCUGCAAAUUCGUUUCUCUCCUUUAUAUGGAAUAUUGCGGCGAUGUACAGUUCUCCUGGGGAAGCGCAGAAAGGCAGUUUUGGGUGAGACUGCAACAACCUGGCUCCUAGCAAUAUUUACUCCAUUCAUUUUAUUGUACAACUGUAUGGGAUUAAUUGGGGGGGGG